AUGGCCUUGCGGAUCGAUGGGGAGGUGCUGUACCACCUCAUCUUAGCUUUAGAAGGCUUUAUGCUGGCAGCUCUGCUCUGGAAGCUCCUUCGGUUUAUUCGCGGAGGACACUGGCAGAGAUUUGGAGGUGCCAUGCGUAAUAGUCUUGCGAGCUGCUGGCGCAACAUCGUGAGCAGAAAAGAAGACCCUCGCGUGCUCCAACGGCAUCGUGCCACCUUAUGCCGCUUCGUGAUUGCAGGUUCAAAGACCUUUCUGACGGUUCUGGUCUUUCGUUUGCUGGCGAUCCAAAGAGAGUUGCGUUUGGGAAGGCCACACGGCUACAACCCGGCCCUAGAUCCGUCCAAUAUUCUAUCCUGCUUAAUGUGCUUUUGCACUGUGCUCGCUCAAGACUAUUUCCCUCCGUGGAUGUUGGAUCCUUGGUUUCUGAUCAUGGAGUUCAGCUGCCUCUUUCCAAUCUUCUUGUGUGACCAUGACAAGGCUGAGCUGCAACAAGUGACCUACCUCACGCUGCUUCCGCGCUUCAUCAAUGGGCUUUGCGCCCAGAGGGACUGGCUGCCCUUUAUCUGCCAUACCGUGGGGUGUUGCGCAGCGGUCUUCCUCGCGAAGGAAGGAACCACCACCUACAGCUUCAUCUCGGGCCAGGCAGUGACUUGGCUGAUGCUGGUCUCAGGCGUCCAUGCCGUGCGAGCGCAGACCUACAAGAACGUGCGCAUCAGCCUGAACCUCGAGGUUCGUACCGUGGAGCUGGAGGCGGUCUCCGAGCUGCUCCUGGGCUUCUGCGACGCCGUGGUGGAGAUCGACAGCGAUCUGAAGCUCACCGAGGACUCCCGGCAGCUCUCCACCUUGCUCUUGCAGGGCUACGGGAUGACGGACCCCCUGUCCGGGCGCCAAGUCCUGGAUUUGUUCUGCCCGGAAGACCGGCAGCACGUGGAGGGGUCCCUGAUGCGGGGCCUGAACCGGGGCAGCACCCCCAUCAUGGCGCUGAACGCCCGGAUGUUGGACAGCCUGGGGAACGUGGUCCGGGUGGAGCUGCUGCACGCCAGCUUUCGGAGUGGCUCUGGGGAUGGGGAGCGCCGCUGCCUCGUGGGCAUGCGAGAGUUCCAGGACGCGGCAUCAGUGGGGCCGUUGCCGGACGAUCUUACCCCAGAGAACUCCUUGAACCUGAAGAUGUUCAGUGAGAAGGACAAUGGGCAGCAUGGGCAGCAUGGGCAGCAUGGGCAGCAUGGGCAGCAUGGGCACGGAUCCUACGACACCAGCGAUUUGUCCAUCAUGUUCGAUGCAGGCUCCUUUAACAUCCUAAGUGUGAGUGAGGCAUUCAACCGCUUCGCGUCAAGGUGCCUGCAGCAGGACACAUGCUUCGAAGGCUGCAGCCUCAUGGAUCUCUCUCUCUCCACGGAGCGCUCCUUCAGCUGCAUGAUGCAGGAUGCUGUGAACACAUUCGAUGAAGUCAACAGCCAGGAAGUGGUGUUUCUGAGAAAGUGUGAGCUUCUUGGAGUUGAGACGGACGUGGCUGUGAGCAUUCAGCCAGACCAUGUCUUGGACACCCUCAUCGGCACCGCGGUGAUUUUCAAUACGGCGGAGAAGGCAUCGGAGACACGAUGGGUGUCCGUUCGGAUUACGGAGGUCACCACCAGUGGCUUCAAGGCGAUGCUCGCGGAUUCCCAAACCUCCACCAUCGGCUUCAUGAGGGCCAGCUCUAUGAGCUGCCUCGACGCCAGCGGCAGUGCGCUGCAGAUGUCCACCUGCGACUACGUGGAGGAUUCCUCCCAGAGGUUUGAGCUGGUGGGCAACCUGCUGAAGCAUCUGAAGAGUGGCCUGUGCGUGGGCGUGGAGGGGGGCGACGGGGUGCUGGUGGACUGCCAGAGCGCGGAGACGUGGACGCUGGCGGAUGGGAAGAUGAAGGCGCAGAGCGGGAGCUGCCUUUGCGAUGACGGGGAGAUGCUUAGCUGCUCCUCAGCGACGACUUGGACCUUCGAGCCCCCCACUGCGGGCGAGGAGAUCACCACCAGCUUCAUCGCGGUAUUGCCCGGCACCCACAGCCUGGGGUCCCUCAAGCUGGAAGCAGGCUUGCUGAGCACUACGACGGUCUACGGCAACCACAAAUCUACCACAGGAGACAAGGUCAAUUUCGCCUCGGGCUUUGCCUCGAAGCCGGCGUUCCUCACCUCAGUCCAGACCACCAGCAACGAGAAGGAGCCGCCGCGAUGGAUGCCCUGGCUCACCGUCGCCGUGAGGAGCGUGGCCUCCGGUUCCGCCACCCUGGGCCUCGAAACGGGGAAGGCCUACUUCAUCUCCAAGGACCUGGUGCAAGAGCCUGAGACCAUCGGCUGGGUGGCGGUGGAGGUUGGCACCACGUCCGUAGCAGGCGCCAGCUGCGAGGCCUUGAUCGCCUCAAGGACCCAGGAUUGGAAAGACGACGGCAGCUGGUACAAGUUCAGCCCGGGGCCACGGAUUCGAUCCCAUCCGAUCCGCGAGCACGCGGAUACGCGGGCAAGCUCGGAUCGCCGGGGGGAGAAAAAAUAA
Molecule: messenger RNA, 2523 nt
Organism: Effrenium voratum
Lineage: Eukaryota; Dinophyceae; Suessiales; Symbiodiniaceae
Source: the annotation of a GenBank genome assembly